UUAAAUACCCCUAUCAUCAUUCAAAUUAACAAGAACACCCUGCUAUACUUGUAUCACAGAAACAGAAAUCAAUCACCAACAAUUUUCUGGAGAGUCAGCUAAGAAACUACCAUGCGAGAGAGAGGAAGCUAUUGAUUCAAAUUGCCCAAUCGGAGCCAAACGCCGCCAUGAAUACUAUAAUUUCAAGAGAAUUCUGUCCCAAAUUAUGCUCACCACGAAAUUUUUCCUUCCAUUUCCCCUCAAUUUCCCAGAAAAUCCCAAAUUAUCCCACCCCCUUUCCGAGAAAAUGUUCCAGGAUUCCGAAGAUACUCACUUUCUGCGCCGUAGCAAGCUCUGAAUCGCUGAGUUAUGGCGGUUGGGACGCUCCUGAACUCACUAGAGACUCAGUUAGUUCCGGUGAGUCCAACCAUCUUCACAGUCUUCUGAACUCUCUUGGAAUUAAUGAUAGAAAAUAUGUGAUUGUGUAUGUGUUGGGGUUUGUUUGUGCUUUGGCCAUUUCUAGAGUCAAGGUUUCCUCAUUUAUUGCAUUUCCAGCUUGUAUGAUAGUAUUUGUUCUUGGGUUCACAAUUGGGCUUGUGAAUGGAGGUCAGAUGAGCUUGAUUGGGACCAAGAAGAUACCCAAAGAUGAGAUUUUUAGGGUUCCUGUUGGGAAAUUGAGGUGUUUGGUGGACUUGAUAAAUGAAUUUGAAGCUAAGAUUUUGAACUUGAAGAAUGAUGCUAAGAAAGGGAUUGAAUGUAAUCACAUCACAGUGGAUGACCUAGAAAGUUUUAUCAACAAUUUAGAGCUUGUUAAUUCAUCUGCUGUUAAUGCUAAAAGUAUCCUUGAGGGUUGUAUAGACAGUAUACUAGUUGAAAGUCAGGAAAUGGAAAGAAGUACAAACCAAAAGUCGAGUAGGCGUAAGAAAGAUCCAGGCGAGAAUCAGUUUAGUGUCUCUCAGUUUUUCGCUGGGCUGUUUCAAGAAAAGUCAGAUUCGAAGUCUAAUAAGCGGAAAGAUUCCACAGAGAAUGAGUUAAUGGAUGGGAAUGUUACCAACUUGAAGCAAGGCAAUAUAUUGGGCUCUUCUGCUAAAGAUAGAAAUGUAAAUUAUAUUUUGAAUCAGAAAGUUGGGAAUCGUGAUCAGAGCUCAAAAGGCACUUUAUUCGACCAUGCUGAUAAGAAUGCAAGUUCGCCAGAGAUGGAUUAUACUGUUCAAUCAAUUUUUGGCAGUCAACAAUAUAGUUAUUCGACUAACCAUACGCAUUAUAUGAAGAAUGAAAGAAUCUCUCUUAAAAAUGGUAAUCCUAAUGAAGUUGGGACUUGGAUAUCUGAUGAGUGCUUACACAAAUCUCUGGAUUUUGGUGUCAGCACAGAGAGUAUUAAAACAGUGAAUUCUUUUCUGCAAGAGCAAGAAGUGAACGAAUUAGAAGGAAAAUAUAGCCCUUUUGAUGGCACAAAGAGGAAUGAAGAUUGUAGGUCUUAUAUCAAAACCGAGAUGAUGGCUCCUGAAGAUGAACCCUCCCUGGCCAGUAAUGACCGCUCACAUGAUAGAGAUGUUGGUUCCUCUACAUUUUCUGCAGGUUCUGAUGAUAUGAAGUUCAGUAAGUACCUUUCUGAAGCCAAUAUUUUACUGAAAGAAGCCAAGGAUUGUUUAAGGCGGCAAGGUAAUGAUAAGAUCGCAGAUGAUGCAUUCCACAAGUCUGCCAUUCUAUUUUCAAAAGCCACGGACAUCAGACCCAUGAGUUUAUUGGCUGUGGGCCAGUUGGGUAACACGUACCUCCUUCAUGGAGAGCUAAAACUAAGGAUCAGUCGUGAAUUGAGAAUAGUACUCACUAGAACAAACCCUGUCUCGGUGGAUAUAUGGGAGGGAAUAGAAAAUGCACAAAAUGAUAAAGUUGGAAGGAAAGAGAAACUUGCAUCUUUUCUCGUUAAUGUCUGUGAAGAGUGUGAAGAACUACUUAUUAAGGCAGGGAGACAGUAUAGGUUAGCUCUUUCAAUUGAUGGGAAUGAUAUGAGAGCAUUGUAUAACUGGGGUCUGGCUCUCUCUUUCCGUGCACAGUUGAUUGCAGACAUAGGACCGGAUGCUGCCCGUGAUGCUGACAAGGUGUUCUUGGCUGCAAUAGAUAAAUUUGAUGCGAUGAUGUCCAAAAGCAAUAAUUAUGCACCUGAUGCUCUCUUCAGAUGGGGUGCGGCUUUACAACAAAGAUCUCGGCUACGGCCCAGAAACAGUAGAGAGAAGGUGAGGCUAUUACAGCAAGCUAGAAGGCUAUUUGAAGAUGCACUUGAUAUGGACUCAGACAAUCUACAAGUUCAGAAGGCCUUAUCAUCCUGCAUAUCUGAGCUCAACUGGUACAACUAGUCAUAUAAGAUUUUUCUAACCCCGGGGGACAUAAUCCACACAGUCACAGUCUUUCUUUUCUGGUCAUAAGCAAUUCUUGAUAGAUAUGCUUAUACUGGCAAUAUAUUGACAAUAACACAGAAUAAACAAGGCUAUUUUGAAUAUUCUUCUUAACCCAUCUUCUUUCUUGUCUUUAACAAGGAUAAAUUAAGCUGGUCUAUUUUGGAUGGUAAUGGUUUCUUUCUGGUUAUUAUGGAGUUAUCAGUUCUAUUCUCUGUCAAUUUCAUGAACAGAUCAUAUUUUGUUGUAGUUUGUACACUUUUGUGAAAGAGAUAUUUAGCAGCAAAGAUGCAAAAAUCAA
Molecule: messenger RNA, 2676 nt
Organism: Ipomoea nil (Japanese morning glory)
Lineage: Eukaryota; Viridiplantae; Streptophyta; Magnoliopsida; Solanales; Convolvulaceae
Exons: 3
Coding region: 168-2336 (722 amino acids)
Molecular function (GO): protein binding
Source: RefSeq, a predicted model, not a curated record